UGCCGAGCGUAGAGUGUAGACGUUACGUACAUUGAACAUUCAGUAACAACCGACCCGCCGACGUCGGUGUGUGUGUGUGCGUCUCGUUUUGGUUCCCAGCUAGCGGACGACGAAUUAUAAUACUAUUAUUAUUUUAAUCGUUGUAGGGAUAAUAAUAUUAUUAUCAUACCGUGAUACCAAUAAUAUUGCUUGUACUGUGGUUAGUCAUCGCUGUCGUAAAUCACUCGUCUUAUCUCGUAGUGUUCGACAAAGGAUCAUCAGUAAGUCGUGGAGUCGAGUGCCGUGCGUCAAUUACCCUAGAUAACGGUCGCGAUGUGCGCUAAAAAUACGAAUUUCGUCGACACCGACGUCGACUUGCACCUGAAGAUAUCCAAUUACGAGGAGACGGUCAAACACUUGGACAUCUACUACGGCAUAGUGAAAAGGCAACUGUUGAGAUAUCAAAGUGCAAUAACUGGUCUAUUUCCAGUAUUGUCAGAUGAUGAAAAAGUGGCCAGCGUUAGAGAUAGCGUGUAUUGUGCUGCUGCAAUUUGGAGUUUAUUUCAAGCGUAUAGGCGAAUAGAUGACGACAGAGGGAAAUCUUAUGAGUUGGGUCAGUCUGCGGUGAAAUGCAUGAGAGGAAUAUUGGCAUGCUGGAUAAGACAGGCGGAUCUGAUAGAAUGCUUCAAAAAACAUCAAUGCAAUAAAUUUGCAUUACACUCAAAGUUUAAUUUAAAAAAUGGUGAUGUUGUUCACUCUGGUGACGGAUAUCCUCAUUUACAGAUUGAUGCCGUAUCGUUGUACCUAAUAUAUUUGGUCCAAAUGACUACAUCAGGGUUGCAAAUAAUUUAUACGAAGGACGAAGUUGCGUUUGUGCAAAAUUUAGUAUACUAUAUAGAACGUGCGUACAGAACGCCAGAUUACGCUAUGUGGGAACGUGGUAGUUCGUACAAUGACAACACACCUGAAAUUCAUGCAAGUUCUAUUGGUAUGGCAAAAAGUGCAUUGGAAUCUAUUAACGGAUGCAAUCUAUUUGGUGACAAAGGAGCCUCUUGGUCUGUAAUAUACGUAGAUAUUGACGCACACAACAGGAACAGAAGUAUAUUUGAAACCUUAUUACCUCGAGAGUCUAGUUCAAAAGCUGUUGAUUCGUCAUUGAUAACGACCGUGUCCUACCCCGCCUUCGCCACUCACGAGGACGUGCUGGUGUCGUAUACCAAGGCCAACAUCGUGAAAAAACUAAAAGGUCGCUAUGGGUUCAAACGAUUUAAGAGGGAUGGUUACAAAUGUGCCAUUGAGGACAAAAAGAGAAAGUUCUACAACAUCGGGGAAACCAAGGAUUUCGAAAAUAUAGAGAACGAAUGGCCGUUAUUUUAUCUGUACAUGAUAAUCGACGGAGUGUUCAAAAACUUACCACAACAGGUCAAGGAGUACAAAACGCUGCUGAAGGACGUCAUGACCAUCGACAGUUUCGGCGAUCCAUACGUACCAAUGUUCUAUUAUAUCACGAAGGAGAACGUGGAAUAUGAAAGGGCGGACCCCGGCAGUCAACUGAGGUCGGCCGGUCCCAAGUACGAGGACAGUAAGGAUUCACCGUUGUUCUUGUGGAACCAAGCGUUAUAUGUCAUAGCUGAGCUGCUCACUUCUAACUUAUUGCACAUAAAUGAACUGGACCCGAUUCGUCGAUACUUACCGUCCUACAACAGACCCAAACGGCCAGGUCGUUAUUCUGCAUUUCAGACAAGGCAGAGUUCUGGGACUGCUACCGAUUUAGUUGUUCAAGUAGUUCUCAUAGCAGAAUCCAUGCGAUUGCAAGCGAUGAUGGCUACUUACGGCAUCCAAACGCAAACGCCUCACGAAGUUGAACCAGUACAAAUCUGGUCAUCCACUGAGCUGAUGAAAGUGUACACGAAUUUGGGAAUAAACGACAAAUUGAAAUUGACCGGAAGACCGUUAAGGCCUAUUGGAGCGCUUGGGACUAGUAAGAUGUACAGAGUUUGCGGAAUGACUGUUCUGUGCUAUCCGCUUAUAUUCGAAGUAUCCGAGUUCUAUCUCUAUCGAGACAUGUCACUGUUGAUCGAUGACAUUAAAACUGAAUUGAAAUUUGUCAGCCGAUUUUGGCGUCUGUCUGGUAGACCAACAAUUUGCUUGUUAAUACGAGAAGAGCACAUGAGAGAUCCGCAGUUUGAAGAGAUGUUGGAUUUAUUCGCAAUGUUAAAAAAAGGCCACUGCGAUGGCAUCAAAGUGAGGAUUGGAAGAUUACAAAAUUUACUAUCUUCUUCGUGCAUGGAACAUUUGGAUUUCGUGAAUAAUAUUGGUGCCCAAGAUUUUGAAUUUCAACCUUUCAAACAAUUGGAGUAUGAUUACAGCGGUUAUCAGAGUUUGACAGAUGUACCCAAAGCUGUGGUUUAUUCGGAAGAUAUUAUAAACGUGCAGACCUAUCAGCACAAGAGUACUAACGAAAUUAUUCAGACCAUAAAUGAUGGAGUUGGAUUAUUUUCGCAAGCUCAGCUGUAUGGAUUGUUGUUAAAAAAAGAAGGCAUUGAAAAGAAAGUUAACGGAUACACAAUCGGACACCAUCUAACGAAUUUAUACCACAGCGCUGGUUGUUUACACUACUGGAUCGCCGUACGAUACUGCAGCAGCCUGUUGCGACACGCCGUCGACAGCAUCAGUCCAUUUAUAACGACCGUUUUGGUCAACGGAAAACAACUCACCGUCGGUGUCGUUGACCAAAUGGAAACGGUGUUUGAUAAGCCAAUGACGCCGGCGGCCAUCCACUCAAUAAUGUAUUCCACCAUACAACCGUUUAACGUUAUACAAGCCGUACUUCAACAGGAAAUAAUUUUAUACUGUGGCCGGCUAAUAGCCACCAACCCCGAUAUGUUCAAAGGCAUUUUGAAAAUUAGAGUUGGAUGGGUGAUGGAAGCUAUGACGUUGCAAUUAAAUUCCGGCAAGAAAAAACAAUUGUUGGUCGAAAACUUGAGUCCAUAUGCCAUAAGGAAAUUGUUACAAAAGAUAUUUACAGUCAAAGAAUGGGGGCAAAUAGAGCAGAUCGACAUGCUGCAAAAGCGAAAGCUUGAGGGUUGCUUGUGCAGGGUACCCAAUCGGUUCUACAACCAAGUGUGGGACAUACUACGACGUACUCCUAGAGGUAUCCGUUUCCGGAAUCAAGUAAUGCCGCAGCAGCCCACCAUCAACAACAUGACGCACUCUGAGCUUCAGUUCGCGUUGUACGUCGAAACCAUGUUGAACCAACUAGAAAAGCCUGAGUACAGACAACUCAUUGUCGAGCUGCUUUGUAUAGUUUCAACAAUACUCAUCCGGAAUCCCGAACUCACACUGAAGGAGUUAAACCUGGACAGCUUGGUCACCGAGGCUAACAAAAUGUAUUGCAAG
Acyrthosiphon pisum (pea aphid) is the source of this 3378-nucleotide messenger RNA. RefSeq names its product putative phosphorylase b kinase regulatory subunit beta. Gene Ontology annotation, molecular function: calmodulin binding. Gene Ontology annotation, cellular component: phosphorylase kinase complex. Gene Ontology annotation, biological process: glycogen metabolic process. The record is from RefSeq and is a predicted model, not a curated record. Lineage: Eukaryota; Metazoa; Arthropoda; Insecta; Hemiptera; Aphididae.